AUGAGCAGCUGGCGUAGGUUCUCCGCUGCUGGGCAGCGAAGUAUCCAGAAGGCCGACCAACUGGUCAAACUCGUCACCGGCCUGGAGCCAGAUAACGAAUACUUCCAAGUAUAUGUGAGUUUUGUCCAGAAGAACCUCGCCGAGCAUAACUUCCAGACGACCAAUGAGCAUGAGGUCGCCCAUCGAUACAGAGGACUACUGGAAAAGUUCUCUAUGCAUGGACAGUUGCGAGCGAUGGAAACCCUCUCCCGGCACAUCGAUUCUCUGUUUCGACAGCAGCCCAAAGAGCUGCUCUUGAUCAACGAUGUUCUAAGGCUCCUACUGGAACUGUCCGACACCCCAACGCACCACGAGUACACUCCCACCUUGUCUAGCAUCGAGAAGGAGACAUCCAUUAGCUGGGAAGAUAUCAUUGCAGAGGAGCCUCUGGUUGGAUCGCAUUGGAAAGCGGAGGAGGAAGUGGAGAUUGACACGGACUCGGAGAGUGCGGAUGCUGACACGACGAAAGUGGUGGAAAGUUGGAAUAGCGAGCUUUUGGACGAAGAGGGACAUUGGGCACAUGAUUGGAGGAACUUCCAAGCGGAAGAACGCAGGGUCGCCUUUCGGCAGAGAGAGUAUCGGCUUCUGAACGAUUUGCAAUACUGGAACCAGCCACCAAAGGCGUCUAUAUAUAAGCAGUACGACCCCGAUGACCCCUGUUCUCUAGUCCCAGCUCUCGAGACCCAUCGAAUAGAUGAAACCGAGUCGAUCUUCCAGCCAUGGAAAGUUGCAGAGGAACGCGACCUUGUGCGUGAAUGUCUGUUCAUGAUGGGGGGUGCAUCGACUCCUGUGUUCACGGUGCUUGAAGAUGGGACGGUGCAGGUGGAUAAUGAGCUCCGCUUAUUACAUGCCACCGAACGGUCAUUGAGAGACAUUUUGGAAUGGUUUGCGGAGUGUGGUAGCGCCGUUAACCGAGUCCGGAACUACAUAGCCAGAGUAUCAUCAGGCGUUGGAGCACGGAAUCUGACCGAGGAAGCGUUCGCCAACGCGUUGUCAAGCCUCCUGCUGGAACUCGAUCAGGACAUUGCGGAGCUGGAAAUGAUGUUUCAGCCGUAUAUGCGGGCCAUGCAAAAGGCUGGCGAGCAAGAGGUUUGCACACUGAUGGAACUUCAGACCCGGUUGAGUCUCAAAACCGACAUCUUCAGGGACUUCAGUUCAAUCAUCGGUGGAGUCCGUGCCGAAGAUGUAGCCUCCUCAGCAGACCUAACAAACACCCUCCUAUCGACCCUGCACACCCGAGCAGCGUACUACGAAUUCGCAUGCCAGCCGCAUAAGCUGGCGGUGAUCAUGCAAGUCCUGGCGCGGACGGUGGAGCCGUACUUGCGGAUGAUUCAUUCUUGGAUACAGCAGGGGGUGUUGGAUGAUCCUUUUGAUGAGUUUUUGUUGGUUAGACAAUCACCCGACGAUAUCCAAACGGAUGACUGGUACCACACCUACUCCAUCAGAACACAUCCAUCCGCCGACACAAAUAAAGCCGGCCCAGCAGUCCCGACCUUUUUGGUGACGAGCUGCCGCGAUGUGUUGACGUGUGGCAAGAGCUUGGCGAUGAUUGAGCGGUUGGAUGCUAAACAGGCUCUGCGAUGUAAAUCAGCGUACGGGCGGCCGUUGCAGGAUGAGAUUGCUGAGUUACUGGACCCUGGGCGAGCUGUGGCGCCGGAGAUUGGGAGUGGGGACCGUGGUCGGGAUGUUGGGGAGGUGCCGAGAGCCAUGUCGGCGCUUUUGGGUCUGGAUACGCCGGAUCAUGUGCAGCCUGAUGAGAACCGUGACAUUUCCGAAGCACCCCCAACCCCACCGGCCACCCUCCACCCCACAACCCAUACCCUCCCCACCGCCCUUGCCCAGCGCAUCACCGCCCAGAAACUCGCAGUCGGCAACCACCUCACCCGCCUGCUCCUGGACAAGUGCGGCCUGAGAGAGCAUCUGAGGGCUCUGCAGGCUGUGUGUCUGAUGACGGCUGGGCCGGUUAUGCAUGCGUUUUCGGGGAGGGUUUUCCGGAAUAUGCAAGCGAAGAAGCUCCCUGCGAAACCGGAGCUGCUGAACUCGAUAUUCGCGGAAUCGCUUGCUGAUUAUGCCGCAGAUUACCCGUUUGUCGAUAGGCGGUUGGUGCAUUUUGCGCUUGCCGGGGCGACGACGACGCGCUAUGGUGGGGAUGUGGCGGAGGUUUUGAAUCGCGUUACGAUUAGCUAUGAUGUCCCACACCCCCUCCGCCCCAUCAUCCCCCCUUCAACCCUCUCAACCUACACCACCAUCACGCGAGCUCUCCUACAAAUCAAACACGCCAUGACACAAUUGGAAGAGAACGGACGCGAUUGGAGUCGUGGACGCGGUGGACGUGGAGCGGCGAAGAGGGAUGUGGAGUUGGAACGCAUCCGCUUAGGGCUCAAGUUGAGACUUCGCCAUUUUGUGGGGAGUUUGUGGGCGUUUUUUAUGGGGGGGAUUAUCCAUGCGGAAUGCGCGAAACUGGAUUCCCAGCUCGGUACCGCGCAGGGCAUGGAUGAGCUUAUCACAUUGCAUGAGAAGUUUGUGACGGGUGGGAGGGAUAAAUGCCUUUUAGGUUCCAAGACGGCAGUCCUUUGGAACCUCAUCUCGUCCCUCCUGCAGCUGUGCACGGAGUUUGCGGGACUGUGUCGGGCUAUGGACGAGCGUGCGCUCCCGAGCGACGAUAACGAUCACUACGAGCCGAGUAUGCAGGAUGUUACGGUGGAUUUUGAACACGAUCUGCGACGCAUCUGGGACAAAUCAGAACGGGAGAUUGCGAGUCUGGGGAAGACGUUGGAAGCCGUGGCGAGUCAUGGGGUGGAGCAUUUGAGGUCGUUGGCUGCUGCUUUGGCGUAG
Molecule: messenger RNA, 2874 nt
Organism: Fimicolochytrium jonesii
Lineage: Eukaryota; Fungi; Chytridiomycota; Chytridiomycetes; Spizellomycetales; Powellomycetaceae
Product: Spc98 family-domain-containing protein
Exons: 18
Coding region: 1-2874 (957 amino acids)
Biological process (GO): meiotic cell cycle; cytoplasmic microtubule organization; spindle assembly
Cellular component (GO): spindle pole; gamma-tubulin complex; centrosome
Molecular function (GO): microtubule minus-end binding; gamma-tubulin binding
Source: RefSeq, a predicted model, not a curated record